Molecule: messenger RNA, 9526 nt
Organism: Lymnaea stagnalis (great pond snail)
Lineage: Eukaryota; Metazoa; Mollusca; Gastropoda; Lymnaeidae
Source: the annotation of a GenBank genome assembly
AGAAGUGUUGCAGUGUAUUCAACCCAAAUUUUAAACAAACUAAUCCAAAAGGUAAUUUCAUAGUAGGCGAGAUGUGGCAAGCUAAGCCAUCAUCUCCACCUCAAGAUUAUCUGGUCUCGUGUUUAAUUUUUUUUUUUAAAGUCUUGGGGCCUAAGUUUUUUUUAAAACUGUAUCUAAUUGUAAACAUAGAAUUAGUUAAAGAUAUUCUAAUUAUGAUUCAACUUUAUUUAAUUAAUUCAAGUUAAUAUGAAGACCGAGAUAAAGAACUUUUGAAAAAGUGUGUGUGGGGUGGGGGGGGGGAGGGGUGGGGGGGGAGGGUGGGGGAGAUCGGUAGUGAGGGGGGGGGGGUGGGGGGGGGGGGGGGGGGGGGGGGGGGGGGGGGGGGGGUUUGUUGUUAGAGUUAAAGAGCACCUCUAAUUGAAAUGACUUUUUAGAGUCUUUCUUAUUUUUUUUUUAAAUUGUCCACACCAAAAAAAAAAACAUUAUUUAUUAAUCCCUUAAUUAAGCUGCACGAUUAUUUGGGAUUUUAGAGACACGAUUUUAAAACCGGUUUCUUAAGAUCAACUCGUUCAGGGCGAAUUCUUUCCUCAAAUAAAAGACUGUACUUGAAGUUCAUUCAUAACUCAGCACUGACACGGGUGUCCCCGGCUGUUAUGAAAUCAAAUAAUAACUCUUAGUGUCAAUAUGGCCAUAUAAGGAACUGGGGUUGAAGGAUAUAUAUAAUGACCGAUAUUUGCGCUUCAGAAAUACAUUAAAACACCUUAAAAGGUUGAAUAGUUCUGAUGUAGUUCUGGUGUAAUUAUUUUUUUUAGAAUCUUAUUUGAUCUCAUCUUUUCUAAAUGUUAAAUCCCACAAAAUGUUCAUAAUUUUAUGAUGAAACGAAAAUGAUGUAUUUCUUAUCUAUGAUUCCAUGAAUUAUAUCUUAUGUAUGAUUCUAUGAAGUAUAUCGCAUGUAUUAUUCUAUGAAGUAUAUCGUAUGUAUGAUUCUAUGAAGUAUAUCGCAUGUAUAAUUUUAUGAACUAUUUGGUAUGUAUGAUUCUAUGAAGUAUAUCAUAUGUAUGAUUCUAUGAAGUAUAUGGUAUGUAUGAUUCUCAUCGUAUGUACGCUUAUAAGUAGAGUUACCUACUAAAUGUAUUUAAUCUACCCACAGAAUGGCGUGUUGUAACAUUGUUAGACAGGAAUACACAUGCGUACCUGCCACCGAGGUCUUGGUGUUUCGGUAACUAGCCUGUACUGUUGCACUUUUGUGUCCUGCUUCUAAAACUUUAUAAGCCUUACACGUUUUGGUCCAGUGUAUUUUAACAUGUUUUCGUCUAUUGUACUCUGACAUGUUUUGGUCUAGUGUAUUGCAUCAUAAUUACAUGUUUUGGUAUUGUGUACUUUUACAUGUUUUGGUCUAGUGUAUUCUUAAAUGUUUUGGUCUAGUGUAUUCUAACAUGUUUGGUCUAUUGUAUUCUUACAUGUUUUAGUCCAGUGUGUUCUUACAUGUUUUGAUCUCGUGUAUUAUCUCGAAUCGUUCUUACACACUAUUGGUGAAAUUCCCAAUACCUUCCCAAUACCUUUUUGAACGUUGAGUUUGACUUCGUUUCUAUUGCGACAUAAAUUGUCAACCUUUUGAGACACCUUGUCGCACCACGCCUCUUAGGAAUGAAUGAUGUAUAGAAAACAUGUGUGUAUGUAACUGAUACAAAAAACAUUUGUGUAUGUAACUGAUACAAAAAAACAUUUAUGUAUGUAACUGGUACGGAAAACAUGUGUGUAUGUAAAUGAUACACAAAACAUUUGUGCAUAUAAAAGGUACAGAAAACAUUUGUGUACGUAACUGGUACAGAAUAAAUUUGUGUAUGUAACUGGUACAGAAAACAUUUGUGUAUGUACCUGGUACAGAACAUAUUUGUGCAUGUAACUGGUACAGAAAACAUUUGUGUACUUAACUGGUACAGAAAACAUUUGUGUACGUAACUGGUAUAGAAAACAUUUGUGUAUUUAACUGGUACAGAAAACAUUUGUGUACGUAACUGGUACAGAAAACAUUUGUGUAUGUAACUGGUACAGAAAACAUUUGUGUACGUAACUGGUACAGAAACCAUUUGUGUAUGUAACAGGUACAGACAAAAUUUGUGUAUUCAAAAUGUUCAGAAAACAUGUGUGUAUAUAAAAGGUACAGAAAACAUUUGUGUAUGUAACUGGUACAGAAAACAUUUGUGUACGGAACUGAUAUAGAAAACAUUUGUGUAUGUAACUGGUACAGAAAACAUUUGUGUACGCAACUGGUACAGAAAACAUUUGUGUAUGUAACUGGUACAGAAAACAUUUGUGUACGUAACUGGUACAGAAAAAAUUUGUGUAUGUAACUGGUACAGAAAACAUUUGUGUAUGUAGCUGGUACAGAAAACAUUUGUGUAUGUAACUGGUACAGAAAACAUUUGUGUACGUAACUGGUACAGAAAACAUUUGUGUAUGUAACUGGUACAGAAAACAUUUGUGUACGUAACUGGUACAGAAAACAUUUGUGUAUGUAACUGGUACAGAAUGACACGCAGACAAUUUUGACACGAUUGGCUUACAACAAUUCUUUUAAAAAUAAAUAACACUUCCCCAUUAAAUGUUUCGUUAUUGAUGUAUAGCCAAGAUACAACUUUUUGAAUGUGCAGUAUGUAGACUCUUCAUUCCAAGCAGUGGCGUAGGAAGUGGGGUUCAGAGAGGGCGGUUUGACCAGGCCGACACUUAUUUCUUUUAUAUAAAGGGGCGGCAUUUUCGGCACACGGCAGAGAUUUUCUUUUUCUUUGGAAAAGGAGGGGGGGGGGAUGUCAAAGCUUUUAAACCAACCCAGGCUGCACUAAGCCUAGGUACGUUACUGAUUCAAAGAUAUUAUUUGGAACCCUAACGAGACACCAACUCAAUAUUACAUAGUGAAUGUUAGAUCAACGGUCAACCAACAUUUUGUGUGUGUGUGUAAAAAGCCAAAUACUAAAUUUGGGUCUGUGAGGAAAACUUACUCUGAGUGUCUCAAAAGAGUUGAAAUGUCAAUGCACUGCACUCAAGAAGAGACAGUAGCCCUAUGGAAAGUGGUCCAUAUGUCUAUUUAUGCAUUUCAUUGUUGUUGUUGUUUUUUUUGUUGUUUUUUUUGGGUUUUUUUUUGCGAUGAACAUAGUUACGUUAGUAAAAUUAUAUAUAUAUAUAUAUAUAUANAACGCUUAUGCUUUCUUAGCGCUAUUAAAUGUAUAAAUCUCAAGACGGAGACAUUCUUUGCUAAUGAUAAGUAAGAACAAAGAGAGAACAUGACACAUGUUGCAAGCGAUUUUCAUUAAUAAAAAAAAUCAAAUUGAUUAUUUUAAACACUAGAUUAUAACCCUCCGCUCCAAAAUCUUGGACCGUUCCUUGAGUCCUGCGGUACAGUUCUCACCAGUGGCGUAGCUGGAGUCCAUGACGCCCGGGGCAGCUCAAGAUUUUUGCCACCAAUUUCCGAAAAAAAAACAACAACCCUGCAGUAAGCCGAAAGUGCAGCUUAAUCUAAGAAAAAAAAAAGAAUGCCUCCCUCAAUUCCUACGCCCAUUGUCGUGAGUCAUGACGUUACUUUAGUGCAGCGUAAAAGGACCAAUCAACUCUCUCUAAUGCCUGAUCAUGAACCUCAGACGACUUACUGUUCCUUGUAAAUCUGUAUAUGUUGCUCUUCAUUCGUCAGAGAUGGCACAGAGGCGACACUGGGGCAAGUCCUGGUGUGUAAAAAGCCCCAGAGCCCAAUCCACCUCGAUGAGAAGCCCUGCAAGUGUGUUCGUGUCGAGCACUGCCACAACAUCAACAGAGCCUCGUGCAGGAUCAAGCACGCCAAGAUACCCAACAACUACCGUCUGACGUAGGUGAUGUGUGACUGUAUCACAAUAUGUGACUGUAUUACAAUAUGUGACUGUAUUACAAUAUGUGACUGAAUUACAUUAUGUGACUGUAUUACAAUAUGUGACUGUAUCACAAUAUGUGACUGUAUUACAAUAUGCGACUGUAUUACAAUAUGUGACUGUAUUACAAUAUGUGACUGGAUUACAAAAUGUUUCUGUAUUACAAUAUGUGACUGUAUUACAAUAUGUGACUGUAUUACAAUAUGUGACUGUAUUACAAUAUGUGACUGGAUUACAAAAUGUUUCUGUAUUACAAUAUGUGACUGCAUUACAAUAUGACUGUAUUACAAUAUGUGACUGUAUUACAAUAUGUCACUGAAUUUCAUAUCUCACUGUAUUACAAUAUGUCACUGUAUUACAAUAUCAAUUUUCUUUCUAAUGGGUCCACCGAUGUAUCUUUCCCCACGAAAAAAAUGGAUUUUUCUAGAAUUUAAAAACGUAUUUUAGUAUGGAGGGUUAACGUUGGUUCUUUAGAAGCGGAUAAAUUUAUAACUACAUCUCUUAUAUAUAUUUUUCUUCUGGUGUGUCCUGCUCCCUUUUCACAACCGACCCUCCUCCUAUUCAACAUUUUUUUAAAUAUUAAUAUUACUAAGUGACAAAAAAAAGCUAUCACGCAGCGUGACGGUUGAACUCAGGUGAGAAGAUUGAAUUUCUUUCUUCAGGUUGAGGCGACUAUACCAUUUAACCAAUAAAGAGACACGGGUAUGAUAUACACAUUUCUGUAGGCUUAUUAUUUGAAGUCCGGCAGGCAGGGUGUAUGACUGUCUUCGUAAGACUCUUGUUUACAGAAAAUGAGAAGUUAACUCAUCUUUUUGUAACAUUCGGACCAGAUAUUUUCUCAAAAUACCCCGAACCGGUGUCAAAACUGCAUCCGGUUAAGCCAUAGUAUUGUUUAACACUGUUCGGGGAAAGUGGAGAUGGUAUACGGAAAACAGUGAAAAGUGGAGAUGGUAUACGAAAGACAGUGAAAAGUGGAGAUGGUAUACGGAAAACAGUGAAAAGUGGAGAUGGUAUACGGAAGACAGUGAACAGUGGAGAUGGUAUACAGAAAACAGUGAAAAGUGGGGAUGGUAUACGGAAGACAGUGAAAAGUGGAGAUGGUAUACGGAAAACAGUGAAAAGUGGAGAUGGUAUACGGAAGACAGUGAAAAGUGGAGAUGGUAUACGGGAGACAGUGAAAAGUGGAGAUGGUAUACGGAAAACUGUGAAAAGUGGAGAUGGUAUACGGGAGACAGUGAAAAGUGGGGAUGGUAUACGGAAAACAGUGAAAAGUGGGGAUGGUAUACGGAAAACAGUGAAAAGUGGAGAUGGUAUACGGAAGACAGUGAAAAGUGGGGAUGGUAUACGGAAAACAGUGAAAAGUGGAGAUGGUAUACAGGAGACAGUGAAAAGUGGAGAUGGUAUACGGAAAACAGUGAAAAGUGGGGAUGGUAUACGGGAGACAGUGAAAAGUGGAGAUGGUUUACGGAAGACAGUGAAAAGUGGAGAUGGUAUACAGGAGACAGUGAAAAGUGGGGAUGGUAUAUGUAAGACUGUAAACACAAGAUAUGUGCUACUCUACAUAUAUGUGUGCUGCAUUACACAGAUAUGUGCUACUUUACAAAGAUAUGUGCUACUCUACACAGAUGUCUUCAACUUUACACCGAUGUGAACUAUUUACACUCAUUUCUUUUUCCAGAUACCUCGAUGGAGCCACUGAAUUCCGUGCCUCUGAUUACUUGUGUAGAACAGGUGGUUGUUGUGUGUUGGCCAAGUCAACGAAAGGUAGGAUGAACACAUCGGCACAUUCAAGGAAUGACAUGAAAACAAUCUUGUGUUUAAUUCAACAUCGUGUGUCUAUUGCCUCAAGCCUUCAAACCCCUAGUGCAUGAUUUCCUCAUCAACACCAGUAACAGAAACAUUGCAAAUCCCAUCUACAUGCAUAGGAGCCAAAAUGAUCAAUAAAUUGAUCGUGGGCCUUUAAGAUAUAGAAGAAGAAGAAGAAUUCUAUAUAUCGUGUUUAAGUCUACAUCUUGUGCCUAAUUCUGUAUUUUGUGUUUAAUUAUAUAACUUGUGUUUCUUUCCAUAUCAUUCUGUUAAAUUCUAUAUCAUGUGUUUCAUUCUAUAUCAUGAGUUUAAUUCUAUCUCAUGUAUUUAAUUUUAUAUCAUGUGUUUAAUUCUCUAUAUCAUGUGUUUAAUUCUAUAUCAUGUUUUUAAUUCUAUAUCAUGUGUUUAAUUCUAUAGCGCGCGCUCUGGACGCCUUUGAUCAUGUGUUUAUUCCUGUUUGAUUUAAGAACACACACUCGGUACACAGAUAUGCUUUACAAUUUUUUUUUCAAACAAUCCAAGUUGUCUGAAAGAAACCCUGCUUCUAGAUUUAGGUUUCCAUGAAGAGGGAUGACUGGUCAAAUUCACCGGGGUAUUUGAGAAAAAUAGUGACGUUUUAAAAACGAAGUGGUUAUUCGCACCCGGGUACCAGAAGUGAGAGGUUGUGAUAAAAAAAAAAUAUUAAAAAUAUUAUUGUUGGGUUUGUCAGACAAAAUGAGGUAUCAAAUGAAAGAUAAUUGAAUGGACUAUAUGUUUGUAAACUUAAUUCUUCAGUUUAAUUAAAAUUAAACUACCACAAAUGACAUCCGAAUAGCACUGAGUCAAAAUGGACCCAGACACUCAGCGCCGCCAUUCGCACCCGGGCACCAUUAGUAUUUUAAAAAAUGAUUCUGUUUGCUUUGUGCUUUUCGUUAAUUAGUGGCGACCAAACUAAGGAGCGUCCCUGUUGUCGCAAAUUCCAACUAGAACUACUCCACUGGAUUUAAGGCAGUGGUUCUCAACCUGUGGGUCACGACCCCUUUGGGGGUCACGGGACCCUUUUCCAGGGGUCGCCUAAGACCAUCUGAAAACACAUAUCAUUAGUUCUAUGAAGUAGCAACGAAAAUAAUUGUGUGGCUGGGGGUCGCCACGACACGACAAACUGUAUUAAAGGGUCGGGGCACUAGAAAGGUUGAGAACCACUGAUGUAAGGCAUUAAUUUGAAUGGUCCCACUUCGCUUUUUGUGUAGGGGAAGAAGUCAUUUAGACAAAACGCUCGUAUUGUUAUGUUCAAUUAUGCAAGCUACAACAGUGCCGUAGUUUGCUUUAAAACCGUCUGAAGGGAGCCAAGAUUUUGCCGCCAUCCCCAGCGAAAAAUGCCACCUCAUAUGCAUAAAAAAAGUGCCGCCCGGGACGGAAAGCCCCCCUAAGCCUCACCCUUCCUUCGCCCCACCCUUCCUUCGUCCCACCCUUCCUUCGCCCCACCCUUCCUUCACCCCACCCUUCCAUCGCCCCACCCUUCCUUCGCCCCACCCUUCCUUCACCCCACCCUUCCUUCGCCCCACCCUUCCUUCGCCCCACCCUUCCUUCGCCCCACCCUUCCUUCGCCCCACCCUUCCUUCGCCCCACCCUUCCUUCGCCCCACCCUUCCAUCGCCCCACCCUUCCAUCGCCACAACCUUCCUUCGCCCCACCCUUCCUUCGCCAGUGACAGCGGCAACAUAUCUUGUUCCUAAUAUUUCUAUCACACGACUUGAACACAGUAUCUAUAAUAUUAUAAUGUAAAAUUAUUAUCAAAAUAUUUCAGGAUUUUUUAACCGUAUGUAACUCAUGUUUGGUUGUUUUGUUUGUUUUUUUUGGUCUUAUUCACAUCAGAGUGUGACUUCUUCUUCUUCUAUAUCUUAAGGGCCCACGAUCAAUUUAUUGAUCAUUUUGGCUCCUAUGCAUGUAGAUGGGAUUUGCAAUGUUUCUGUUCCGGUGUUGAGGAAAUUUCACUGAUUUCCAGUCCCACUUUGUGAGGGAAUCAUGCACUAGGGGUUUGAAGGCUUGAGGCAAUAGACACAAAUGUGUCUAGUGUUGUCGCCUCAACCGUUCCUUUUGAAAGAUUGUUCCAGUCCCUGAUUGUCUUGGACAGGAAUGAGCAGCUCAUAUACUGGCUUCUUGCUGGUAUGAGCCUGAAUGGCCUGUCAUGGCCUCGUCGUUGUCUAUGGGGGAGAGGGACGAGUUUCUGUUUAAUACUGGAACAGUGGACCAGCCCAUUAUUUAUCUUGUGCAUCAUGGAGAGCCUGAAUUGUCGUCGUCGUUUCUCCAGUGGUGACCAGCCUAGUGUUUCCAGCAUGCUGCCAACACUAGAGGUAUUCCUGUAGCGGUUUAGGACAAAGCAUGCUGCUCGUCGCUGGACCGCCUCCAACAUGUCAAUGAUCUUCUGGGUAAAUGGGUCCCAGACUGAAGAUGCAUAAUCUAAAAUCGGACGGAUAAAGGAUUUAUAUGCUUUUUCUUUCACACAGGAGUUGCCAAUCUUUAGAUUUCGCCUUAAGAACUCAAGGGUCUUGUUUGCUUGGUUACAUACAUUAAUAAUAUGCUCGUCCCAGCGGACCUCUCUUUGAAUGGUAACACCCAGGUACUUUACGGAGGAAACUUGCUCAAGAAUAUGGCCGUGCAGUUCAUAUUGGUAGUGUAGAGGCGUACAACUUCUAGAGACUGAUCACUGAUAGUGUCUGGCACUUGGCAGGGUGAAAUUCCAUGUCCCAGCUCAUCUCCCACUCAGCUAACAGAUUGAGAUCCUGCUGUAGCUGGUCCUGGUCAGAUCUGUUGGCGAUCGUCCUAUACACUGCUGUGUCAUCUGCGAAAAGUCUUACCUGUGACUUUAAUAAUGCAAUAUGAAACUAAAGAUUGUGUCGCCUACUGAUCUGCCUGACAUGAUGCCACGGACAGAGACCCAUUUAUGUCAAAACGUUUCUGUGCAUGUUCAAGACUUCACGUGUCAUCCGUUGGGGACGCAGCGUAUAUCACCCUGGCCAUUACUCUAACAAAUUGAGUUACUAGAGCGGUGGAUUCCAAGGCACGUCAACGUCAGUGGAAAUGAAAAAAACAGACACUCUGGCGAAAACCGGGGCUGCUAGCAGACAAGACUCAUUGUGGGGGUUAGGUCGCAGGCAGCAGAGUCUAGUGACACAGAUGCGCACUGAGCACUGUCCCAUCGGCACAUAUUUCAACAGGCUAGAUCAGACCUGCACAACUCAAAAUGUAAGUCGGGCCGUAAUAACUUAUGCAAAAACUUGUGUGGGCCGAAAGAAAAUAUGACAGGGACGGGGUGAGCUAUUAAGAAAAUAAUAAUAAUAAAAGAAUAAUUGGUUACUUCGGGGGCCGCAAAGUGGGUGCUGGAGGGCCGCAUGCGGGCCGUAUGUUGUCCAGCCUAGGCUAAAUAAUAACAGGGACCUUACCUGCUGGCAUUGCAGCCAGGUCUCAGAAACACCAGCGCAUCUGUUGACCGAAUGUCCGUCACUCGAUGUCCCGGGGGAGGCCAGGGCGGCGGGAGAGCCCCAAGUGAGGAGAAUGUUAGAUUGCUCAGCUCAACAGAUGGAGCUGGUAGCCAGUGUACUAGCCAGGGUCAUUUCAGACCUUUAACAGAAUAUCUGCGUUAGUUAGUCACUGGAGACCUCGCCGACUUUUAAUGUUUGAUUAACUUGUUUAAUUAUUAUGUCUUUCGUCAGUUGGGAGGACUCACUUGCAUCCAAAGUGUCACCACUGAAGUCGAAACUGAGGCUUAAACGUGUACAUUCGAUUCAACCCAUUUGUAGGAGCAGAACUAAAUUCUUUACAACGCUGAUAACUGACCAAGGGAGA